AUGUUGCCAUCACUUUUUACCUCAUCGCUCGUGGCUCUGCUAGCUAUGGCUGGCAGAGCUCACAGUAAGGCAGUUUUUGCUCAUUAUAUGAUGGCCGGAGCAACACAGGCGCACCUACAACAAGAUAUCGACGAUGCGAUGGGUGCAGGAUUUGAUGGUUUCGCCCUCAACAUCGGUGAUCCCACAGGAAGCUGGAUGACAACACCAUUAGCUCAGCUUUUCAAAUAUGCCGAGACGAAAGGGUUCAAACUAUUUUUCAGUAUGGAUCUUUACGCCGCUGCGAAUGCGUGUUCCGGGGGUAGCUCUGGCUCCUGUGGAGGACCCAACAGUUACUUUCCAUUGCUACAAAAGUAUCUGGGUAGCUCUGCAUGGGCUAGAGGAAAGAAUGGACUACCGAUGAUAUCAACAUUCUCGUCAGCAGGUUGGGAAAAACCAGAAUGGACAGCCUGGAGGGCGACUCUAGCGGGCCAGAUGUAUUUUAUACCCGAUUUUGAUGAGACAGAAGGCUAUUACCAAGCCGCAACAGGGUGGUGGGAUUACUGGGGUAGCAACGUCGAAGGAGUAUUCAGCUGGGAUUCAGCUUGGCCUUCUGGAAUCGCUGGAAGUCUUUCUGAAGGUGAUAUUUCAGUGGAUAAAACGGUUAUGGCAGGUGCUUCUGCUCGUGGAAAAGGUUAUAUGAUGCCCGUCAGUAGUUUACAAUACAAGAAUGCUUAUGGAGGUAACUGGUAUCGGGCAGGCAAUCUCAACUUGCCCACCAGAAUGAAGAAUAUUCUAGACAUGGCAACUCCACCUGAAUAUGUCGAAUUUAUAACAUGGAACGAUGGACCCGAAUCACACUACAUAGGCAACAUUUGGCCUGAAGCGAACGGCGACGAAGCGGCGGGGAAAUACGCAUCACAAGCCUCAGCUCCCCACAAAGCCUGGCUUCCCGUAAUAUCCUCCUUCAUCACAGCCUACAAAUCUUCUUUGCCUUCCACCUCUGCAGUUCCACCUUCGUCUGCAGCUGCAGUAGGCGCGAUGUGGUACUCCACCAUUCUCAAAACAGCCUCUUGUCCCUCGGACACCAAGCCUGGUGGCUUUUCGCUUGCAAAAGAUCAGAUUAACUGGAGUAUCGUCUUGCCCAAAAAUGCGAACGGAUACACCGUCUCUUUCACGAGCGGCUCUACGCAAUUAGCCUCAGCGAAUUUAGUACCUGGGUUUAACUAUGGUGCCACGAGCACCAUCAAGGCGGGAGCGCAGAAGAUGGUUCUCAAGGACGGAUCAGGAAAGACGCUUCUUACGGCGGCUAGCACGAGAGAUGUGAGUUCUGGGUGUCCUGAUGGGAUUUACAACUUGAACCCGCAGGUUGUGGGUUUGAAGUAG
Glarea lozoyensis ATCC 20868 is the source of this 1362-nucleotide messenger RNA. RefSeq lists its product as uncharacterized. The record is from RefSeq and is a predicted model, not a curated record. Gene Ontology annotation, molecular function: glucan endo-1,3-alpha-glucosidase activity. The transcript is spliced from 8 exons. Bases 1 to 1362 code for a protein of 453 amino acids. NCBI's taxonomy places the organism in Eukaryota, Fungi, Ascomycota, Leotiomycetes, Helotiales, Helotiaceae.